ACACACACACACACACACACACACACACACACACCAUUUACCAGCACCUCUCUCUUCCUUCUCUCCACCUCCUCCUUUCUCUCUCUCUCUCUUACCCUUUGAGUGAGCGAGAGAUCUCCCAAACCCGAGCGAGGCGCUCCCGGAGACCCAGAGAGGCGAUAUCUUCGUGAAGCGCAACAUGGCUACAAUUGUAACCUCCACCAGGUUUACAGACGAAAACCAGCUGUACGAAGAGCUCGGAAAGGGUGCCUUUUCUAUUGUUCGGCGAUGUGUAAAGAAAUCAACCGGCCAGGAAUAUGCUGCUAAGAUCAUCAACACAAAAAAGCUGUCAGCACGAGAUCAUCAGAAGCUAGAAAGAGAGGCCAGGAUCUGCCGUCUGCUUAAACAUCCCAACAUAGUGCGUCUCCAUGACAGUAUCUCAGAAGAAGGCUUUCAUUACCUGGUCUUUGACCUCGUAACUGGUGGAGAGUUGUUUGAAGACAUCGUCGCAAGAGAAUAUUACAGUGAAGCAGAUGCAAGUCAUUGCAUCAAUCAGAUCCUGGAAAGCGUCAGCCACAUCCACCAGCAUGACAUUGUGCACAGGGACCUCAAGCCAGAGAACCUGCUGUUGGCCAGUAAGAUGAAGGGGGCGGCAGUGAAGUUGGCUGAUUUUGGCCUUGCCAUCGAGGUGCAGGGAGAUCAGCAGGCCUGGUUCGGUUUUGCAGGCACCCCUGGAUACCUCUCCCCUGAAGUCCUGAGAAAGGACCCCUAUGGAAAACCAGUGGAUAUCUGGGCUUGUGGUGUGAUCUUGUAUAUCCUGCUGGUGGGUUACCCUCCUUUCUGGGAUGAGGACCAGCACAAACUGUAUCAACAGAUCAAGGCUGGAGCCUAUGAUUUUCCCUCUCCAGAGUGGGACACUGUUACCCCGGAGGCCAAAAACCUCAUCAACCAGAUGUUGACUAUCAACCCAGCGAAGAGGAUCACGGCUGACCAAGCGCUCAAACAUCCGUGGGUCUGCCAACGCUCCACUGUCGCCUCCAUGAUGCAUCGUCAAGAAACUGUUGAAUGUCUGCGCAAGUUCAACGCCCGCAGAAAACUAAAGGGGGCUAUUUUGACCACCAUGCUGGUUUCCAGGAACUUCUCAGUGGGUCGGCAGCACACCAGCCCCGCCGCCCCCACCACCAGCACAGCUGCACUGGCUCAAGAAGCAUGCAAAAGUUUACUGAACAAGAAGUCUGAUGGCGUGAAGCCACAGACAAACAACAACAAAAACAGUGUAGUAAGCAGCAGCACCAAAGACAGCAGCAUAUCAUCCACUGCACCAAUGGAACCACAGACCACUGUCGUGCACAAUCCAGCUGAUGGCAUCAAGGGGUCUACAGAGAGCUGUAACACCACAGAAGAGGAGGACAUGAAAGGUAGGAAAGCCGAUCCACCACAUGAUGUUAAGAAUGUUGCUUGGAGCAGUUCAGGUCAGAGCUCCUGUCCUGAUUUAGAGCCUGCUGUACCUGCUCCAGCCUCCACAACAGCAGGGGGCAGCAGCGUGCACAGGCAGCUCUCACGAAAGCAGGAGAUCAUUAAAAUCACCGAGCAGCUGAUUGAGGCCAUCAACAAUGGAGAUUUUGAAGCUUACACGAGGAUCUGUGACCCUGGCCUGACCUCGUUUGAGCCCGAGGCACUUGGAAACCUGGUUGAGGGAAUGGACUUCCAUAAGUUCUACUUUGAGAAUUUGCUGAGUAAGAACAGUAAGCCUGUGCAUACAACCAUCCUGAACCCUCACGUGCACCUGAUUGGAGAGGACGCUGCUUGCAUCGCCUAUAUCCGACUGACGCAGUACAUGGACAGCCAGGGCCGGCCACGCAGCAGCCAGUCGGAGGAGACCCGUGUGUGGCACCGCCGAGAGGCCAAGUGGCUCAACAUCCACUUCCACUGCUCUGGAGCGCCUGCCGCACCUCUACAGUGAACCACACAGGGCAAAGCAUGCCUGAAUAAUAAAGCUGAUUGGAGCAUUUCUUCUCCGUGCACGUCUUGCCGCCUGGAGCCCGGCCAGAAGAGAACCUCUUGAAGUUUUGAAAACGUGAGGGAAAAAAAUUGACACAACUAAGAAAUCUAUUUAAAAGUGGCCACCACUUCAGUCCAACUCUAGCUAGAUGUGGGGCGGGCGGCCACGGCAGCAGCCCUGCCUUUUGGAUGCUGCAUGCUUCUAAUGCCCACACGGGGCGCUGUAUUGUCUUUACACAUAAUCCCAUAAUGUCUGCUGCCCAACAUUCAGAAAUGGUGUUCAAAGUAUUAAUAAUAUAUUGUAAAAUAUUGAGAUCUUCACUUGUGUAAUUAACAGCUGGUAGACAUGGACGUUAGAAUCAGAAAUGUGAAUCUUUGAAAAGCACACGCUGUUUUAAGGGUAAAUGGUGUGAGUUUGUUACGUUUAAGAAAAAAAAACAAAUCGGUUUUGAUUUUAUUUUUUACGCAAAGAAUGUGAUUGCAUGGCAUAUCAGAGGGAACGAAAAAUGUAUCAGAUGUUGAAGCAUAUUGAGAAGAGGAUGUUUUAAUGUUGCUUUUAUUUUCUUUGAAAUUAAGGAACGGGGUUGGGGAAGAUUUUGUUAGGCUUUCUGUCGUGUUUUUGUGGAUCUCUUGGUUUUUAUUUCCUGAAUGAUGCUGUAUUUGAAAGUAUUUUGUGUUUUCAAGAAUUGUUUUAAAGUGGGACACGAUUUAAUAUAGUUGUGCAUAAAUCAAUAUUUAUGAAGAUAAAGGGCGAAACAGUGUGUGGUGUUCCAAGGGAGAGAAGGGUGGGGAGAUGUGUUUGUCUACGUAUAAAUGUUUUUUCUUGGGUUUUGUAUAAAUCUUCUUUACACACACUUCCACAUGAGGCCUAAACUCAAGUUGGGUUGGUUUACUUGCCUUCCUGUAUGUUUGUACCCAUAACCUCCUGGCUCUCUGAACCUGAAGUUGCAGAACUCACAUAGAUUCGAGUUUAUGUCUCCUGGUCCCCAGGGGGCGCUAAACACUACACACAAUUUGCUCAUAGCCCCUGCCCUCCCUCACAGAGUUACUAAGCUCAACCUUUUAGGCUUCCAGCUGCUGUGCAUAUCAUUUUUAGACUAUACGCAUGUCGAAAAAAAAGAAAAAAAUGAAUGGCCUGUACUGUUUUUGCACAUAAGCUUGAGACUCUAUGCUUGUUCUGUUCACUUUUUGUGGACUGUUUUGCAACUUCAGGUUAUGAAUUCCAUCCAUAGGGGUCCAAGCUAUAGAAGAAGACCCAAACUGCCACAUUAUCCCCCCGUGAGUGUCUGUACACUUGUCUGUACAUUGUCUCAUCAUACAUUGUGACUUUAAAAGAAUUGAAUGUUGUUUUAAGAUCACCUGACCAUCUUUAGGCAGGGAUUUGAAUGGAAAAUGACUUGAUGAAUGCAGUUCCAUGGUGUUUUGGGGUCCAUUUCACGGUUGAAUCUUUUCUGAGUAUCUUGAUUGUUUUAUUUGAAUUAUUUCCAGUAUAACCUGUAAAUACUAAUGCAUAUCAUUGAUGAGGGAUGAAUCCAACGCUCAGCCAUUAGUCCUCAUCCAGAUGCACGUACACACACACAGGCUUUCAGUACACACAACUCACAUAGUUUAAAAAAGAAAAAUCUUGGUUUGGGUGUGUUAAAGCACAUGGACACAUUGUGCUCCCUUUAAAGCUUAUCUGUGUGAUUGCCAUACAUUGGAACACUGUUCUUGACUGUGUUAUGUAGAUCCUGUGUGUGAUUUGUGAUGCCUGGGGAUUUAACAUUCCCCUUUUACUCUGUGCUAAGCCAUUUCUCGUGACAUUUACCUUUUGAGGAUGGGCCAAAAGUUGCACCCAACCCUAUAUGAUGUUCAAAAAAGGGAGGAAAGAGAGUACUCCUACCCUAAAGCCAUCUUGUUAGUGAGUUCACUUAUCCACAGAUGAAACCGUCUGACACAGUGACGUCUGCCAAACCUUCAUACUCCGUGCUCUGUUGCCCCCUGCUGAAAUCUUAUAACAGUGUGAUCAGCCCUAGUCUCUGGCAACUUCUAUCACUCAUAUAUAUAUAUUAGUGUAUCCUCUCAGAUAUGAGAAUGUCCUUGUUUAAAAAAGUGCAGUUUAGUCAGUCAAACAUCCAUAAAAAAUGUAAAUGGCAAAGAAAUGUUUCCAGAUGCAGGAGAUUGUAGUUUUUGUAUUUGUUAUGACUGUUAAAUGGACACCAACGCCUUUGUAUGCGAAGUGAAUAAUUCCUGAACAAAAUAAUUCCCACAACCAAACCAUAUAUGCAGUUCAGCAGAAGGAAAAUAUGCAUGUGUAACUUUCUGGUAAUAAUUUUCACUGUCUGUGUUACUUAAAAUUUAAUUGUGUAUAUUACCUGCAUCUUCAAGGUAAAUGAAAUGUGGCUCUGAGAUAUGGUUUCCAAUGCUAAAAUGAAAUGCUAAUUUUGUAAAGAAAUGGACUAAAAGAAAUUAACAAUGCUUUAGCUUGGUAUGUUUCCCCAUUCUUGUCAGUUUUUUGCAUUGUAACCAUAUAUGAUGGGACUACAUAUGCUUAUGAGGUUUAAUUGGAUGCUGGAUUUUUGCAUGACCAUACAAUUAAUAAACCUAUGAAUUGAAAUCCAUC
Molecule: messenger RNA, 4582 nt
Organism: Carassius auratus (goldfish)
Lineage: Eukaryota; Metazoa; Chordata; Actinopteri; Cypriniformes; Cyprinidae
Gene: camk2g2
Product: calcium/calmodulin-dependent protein kinase (CaM kinase) II gamma 2
Exons: 22
Coding region: 179-1942 (587 amino acids)
Biological process (GO): protein phosphorylation
Molecular function (GO): ATP binding; calcium/calmodulin-dependent protein kinase activity; calmodulin binding
Source: RefSeq, a predicted model, not a curated record